This is a messenger RNA of Pneumocystis murina B123, 2354 nucleotides long. RefSeq names its product aconitate hydratase, mitochondrial. The transcript has 7 exons. The coding region runs from base 18 to 2330 and encodes 770 amino acids. Gene Ontology annotation, cellular component: mitochondrion; cytosol. Gene Ontology annotation, molecular function: 4 iron, 4 sulfur cluster binding; aconitate hydratase activity. Lineage: Eukaryota; Fungi; Ascomycota; Pneumocystomycetes; Pneumocystales; Pneumocystaceae. Gene Ontology annotation, biological process: tricarboxylic acid cycle. The record is from RefSeq and is a predicted model, not a curated record.
UCUUGAUCAUCUAUAAAAUGAGUCGAAUGGUUUUUCAGGCUAGACGUUUAGCCUUUGCAUCAUCUUCUCUUCAGAAAGUGCGUAUUAGCAAUUGGGAAAAGGAUAAAUAUAUUGAUUAUCAUCAUUUGCAAAGAAAUAUUGAAAUUGUGAAAAAAAGGCUUGGUCGGCCUUUGUCAUAUGCAGAGAAGGUUGUUUAUGGACAUUUGGAUGAUCCUUAUACUCAGGAUAUUGAACGUGGGCGGUCGUAUCUUCGUUUACGACCCGAUAGGGUAGCAUGUCAAGAUGCUACAGCACAGAUGACAAUAUUGCAGUUUAUGAGUUCAGGGAUCUCAGAUGUUGCAGUUCCCACGACAGUUCAUUGUGAUCAUCUGAUUGAGGCACAAAUUGAUGGAAAGAAAGAUUUGAUUCGUGCCUAUAAUACUAAUAAAGAGGUUUAUGAUUUUUUGUCUAGUGCGUGUGCAAAAUACAAUAUUGGAUUUUGGAAGCCAGGAUCAGGGAUUAUUCAUCAAAUUAUUUUAGAGAAUUAUGCAUUUCCAGGUGGAUUAAUGAUUGGCACGGAUUCUCAUACACCGAAUGCAGGUGGUUUAGGAAUGGUAGCUAUUGGCGUUGGAGGUGCAGAUGCUGUAGAUGUAAUGAUUGAUAUCCCAUGGGAGUUAAAAUGUCCAAAAAUUUUUGGUGUAAAAUUAACAGGAAAGUUGGGUGGAUGGACUUCACCAAAAGACGUUAUUCUUAAAGUAGCGGGAAUUUUUACGGUUAAAGGAGGUACAGGUGCUAUUAUUGAGUAUUUUGGACCAGGGGUUGAAUCUUUAUCAUGUACUGGUAUGGGUACAAUUUGUAAUAUGGGUGCUGAAAUUGGUGCAACCACGUCCUUGUUUCCUUAUAAUAGGCGAAUGAGAGAAUAUUUGGUGGCAACUAGACGUUCAUAUCUUGCGGAUCAUUUAGAUAACUAUUCACAUAUUUUGUCGGCAGAUGAAGGUUGCGAAUAUGACAAGAUAGUUGAGAUCAAUUUGUCUGAACUUGAGCCUCACAUUAAUGGACCAUUUACACCGGAUCUUUCUACGCCUAUUUCUAAGUUUAAAGAAGCUAUUAAAUUAAAUAAUUGGCCCUCCGAAUUGAAAGUUGGUCUUAUUGGAUCUUGUACGAAUUCAAGUUAUGAGGAUAUGAGUCGAUCUGCUUCUAUUGCAAAGGAUGCCUAUGAUCAUGGUUUAACUGUUAAAAGUAAAUUUACGAUUACACCUGGAAGCGAACAGAUUCGUGCAACUAUUGUUAGAGAUGGUUACUUGAAAAUUCUUGAAGAUGUUGGUGGUGUUGUAUUAGCCAAUGCUUGUGGGCCUUGUAUUGGACAGUGGGAUAGAAGAGACGUUAAAAAGGGCGAAAGGAAUUCUAUUAUUACGAGUUAUAAUAGAAAUUUUGCUGGAAGAAAUGAUGCUAAUUCCUCAACACAUGCAUUUAUUUCUUCUCCUGAUAUUGUAACAGCUAUGGUGUUUGCAGGAGAUCUAUCAUUUAAUCCAAUAACUGAUACAUUAAUGGGUGCCGAUGGGAAAGAAUUUAAGUUAUCUCCUCCUAAUGGAGAAGGAUUGCCUUCUAAGGGUUAUGAUUUAGGGGAAAAUAUGUAUCAAGCACCUCCAGAGGAUCGUUCUUCUAUUAGUGUAAAUAUUGAUCCUUCAAGUGAAAGACUACAGUUAUUAGAACCAUUUGAAAAAUGGGAUGGAAAAGAUCCUCUCAAUAUGCCUAUUUUGAUAAAAUGUAAAGGAAAAACGACAACGGAUCAUAUUAGUAUGGCAGGUCCAUGGCUUAAGUACCGUGGCCAUUUAGAUAACAUUUCAAAUAAUAUGUAUAUUGGUGCUGUUAAUGCAGAAAAUGGUGAACUAAACAAAGUAAAAAAUCAAUUGUCUGGUAAAUAUGAAAAGGUUCCGGAUGUAGCACGUGCAUAUAAAGCUAAAGGUAUUAAAUGGGUGGUUAUUGGUGAUUCGAAUCUUGGAGAAGGUUCAAGUCGGGAACAUGCUGCUUUAGAACCACGACACUUAGGAGGAUGUGCAAUUAUUGCUAAAUCAUUUGCUCGUAUCCAUGAAACUAAUUUGAAGAAGCAAGGAAUGCUUCCUUUAACAUUCGCUUGUGAAUCUGACUAUGAUAGAAUUUCUUCUGAUGAUAGACUAGAUAUAAUUGGUUUGACUGAAUUUGCUGAAGGAAAAGAUUUAAUACUUCGUGUUCACCCUAAAAAUGGUGAAGUUUGGGAAGCUGUGUUAAACUCAACAUUCAAUAAGCAGCAAAUAGAAUGGUUUAAAGCUGGUUCUGCUUUAAAUUAUAUGGCUUCAUUAAAAAAUAAUUAAUGCAUUUUGAUAAAUUGAUUUUGG